AAGAGACAUAGUGAGAGAGAAAUGGAUGCAAUGCGAAUUCUUCACAUGAACAAAGGAAACGGUGAAACAAGUUAUGCCAAAAACUCCAUUGUUCAGAGCAACAUAAUAUCUUUAGGCAGAAGAGUAAUGGACGAGGCCUUGAAGAAGCUGAUGAUAAAUUCAGAAAUUUUGAGCUUUGGAAUCGCCGACUUAGGCUGUUCAACCGGUCCCAACAGUCUCUUGUCCAUCUCCAAUAUCGUAGACACAAUCCAAAACUUGUGUCCUGACCUCGACCGUCCUGUUCCUGAGCUCAGUCUCUCUCUCAACGACCUUCCUAGCAAUGACUUCAACUACAUAUUUGCUUCUUUGCCGGAGUUCUACGACCGGCUUAAGAAGAGGGACAACAAUUCUGAGUGUUUAGGCUUUCACCACGGAAGUGGAGGACCGUGUUUUGUGUCGGCGGUUCCUGGGUCUUUCUACGGACGUUUGUUUCCUCGCCGGAGCCUUCACUUUGUUCAUUCUUCUUCUAGUUUACACUGGUUGUCUCAGGUUCCAUGUGGUGAGGUGAACAAGGUAGAUGGGGUGGCCAUAACAGCUGAUCUAGACAACAGAGGGAAAAUAUAUUUAUCGAAGACAAGUCCUAAGAGUGCACAAAAGGCCUAUGCUCUUCAAUUCCAAACCGAUUUCUCGGUGUUUCUGAGGUCACGAUCCGAGGAGUUGGUUCCUGGAGGCCGAAUGGUUUUAUCGUUCCUUGGAAGAAACUCACCUGAUCCUACAACCGAUGAGGGUUGCUAUCAGUGGGAACUCCUAGCUCGAGCUCUUAUGUCCAUGGCCGAAGAGGGUAUCAUCGAAGAAGAGAAUAUCGAUGCUUUCAACGCUCCUUACUAUGCUGCGAACCCCGAAGAAUUGAAAACGGCGAUAGAGAAAGAAGGUUCUUUUUCGAUUGAUCGACUUGAGAUAAGUCCAGUUGAUUGGGAAGGUGGGAGUAUCAGCGACGAAAGCUAUGACAUAGUACGCUCUAAAACCGAAGCCCUAGCUAGUGGACGAAGAGUAGCAAAGACAAUACGAGCCGUGGUAGAGCCGAUGCUAGAACCUACAUUUGGUCAAAUUGUGAUGGACGAACUUUUCAAAAGAUAUGCAAAGUUAGUGGGAGAGUACAUGUAUAUUAGCUCGCCUCGAUACCCUAUUAUUAUUGUUUCACUCCUAAGAAUGGGUUAAUCAUGUUAUAACUGAUGCUUUCUUACAUGUCUUUGGACCUAUAGUGACAUGAUUUGGUACUUUAACUAAAGAAGUAUAUGUAACGUCAUUUGCUUCCAGAAUAAAAUAAACAAAAAUGUGUGCUUUUGAG
Raphanus sativus (radish) is the source of this 1327-nucleotide messenger RNA. RefSeq names its product jasmonate O-methyltransferase. Gene Ontology annotation, molecular function: S-adenosylmethionine-dependent methyltransferase activity. The record is from RefSeq and is a predicted model, not a curated record. Gene Ontology annotation, biological process: methylation. Lineage: Eukaryota; Viridiplantae; Streptophyta; Magnoliopsida; Brassicales; Brassicaceae. The coding region runs from base 22 to 1197 and encodes 391 amino acids. The transcript has 4 exons.